AUGGAUUGGGAGGUGACAGUGACGUGAGAUGGAAGGGUUCUUCUUCUGCAAUAGUAUUCGUUUGCGCUAUAUAUCGGCGCAGGGAAGAUUUCCCCUUAAACAUUCCUUGGCGAACAAAAAGCAUGCUUGCUAAUUCCAAACUCAGAAUCAAAAACCGCCAUCUUGAGAUCACACCUUUCUCUCUCAUCGUUUUGAGGCUUUUUGUCACGUUUCUCCGGAGCCCCUUCAUUUUCCUUUUUCUUCUCGCAUCGUAGCCUUUGGAUUUCGCUCUUCAAUCGCUUCAUUGAGGAUAGUCCCUCACCAAUUGGACUCUGAUUCUGUUGGAGUUCUAUUGGGGGGCUGUUUUCUGAAUGCGCGAAUGCGACAUGAGAUGAACAUUUGUUGCGAGUUUGGGCUCUUUGGCUCUUUCCCUGCAUAGUGUGAAGAUUGCGUAGGAAUCUUCAUGGCAAAGCGCGUGUACGAAGUCUGGAAAGGAAGUAAUAAGUUCAUUUGUCGAGGGAGGUUGAUAUUUGGGCCUGAUGUUCGAUCCCUUCUUGCCACCUUGUUGCUGAUUAUUGUUCCAGUGAUCAUCUUUUGUGUAUUUGUAGCGUGGCAUCUUCGGCAUGAAUUUUCAUCGUAUAAUGCAGGAUUUGCUAUUCUAGUUAUGGCUAUUCUCUUUACCAUUUGGGUUCUAGUUCUUCUCUUUCUUACUUCAUCACGUGAUCCGGGCAUUAUUCCAAGGAAUUCUAAUCCACCAGAGGAGGAGUUUCGUUAUGAUUCUUCAGUGUCUGCUGAUGUUGGGGGCCGACAAACACCAACUCUUCAGUUCCCUCGAACCAAAGAAGUAAUGGUCAAUGGCCUUCCUGUAAGGGUGAAGUACUGUGAAACUUGUAUGCUGUAUCGUCCUCCACGCUGUUCACAUUGUUCCAUUUGCAACAACUGUGUUGAGCGUUUUGAUCACCAUUGCCCUUGGGUUGGCCAAUGCAUUGGAUUGAGGAACUACCGUUACUUCUUUCUAUUUGUAUCUUCAGCGACCAUUCUAUGCAUAUAUGUUUUUUCCAUCUCAGCUUUCUAUAUUAAGGUUCUCAUGGAUCAUGCCGAUGGCACAGUUUGGAAGGCAAUGAAGGAAUCCCCUGCAUCAGUGAUACUAAUGAUUUAUUGUUUCAUCGCUCUGUGGUUUGUUGGUGGGCUGACUGGUUUUCAUUUAUACCUUAUAGGCUCUAAUCAGACUACCUAUGAAAACUUUCGUUACAGAGCUGACAACAGGGUCAAUGUUUAUAAUCGUGGUUUUUUCAAUAACUUUCUGGAAGUAUUUUGCACUAAAGUUAAGCCCUCGAGAAACAAUUUCCGAGCCAUUGUACAAGAGGAGGUUCAGAGGCCGCCCCCUCAAGUCAGUAGCGGGGAACCUGAGCCUGAAGACCUGGGUGGAUGUCCACGUCCUAAAGUUGAAGAUGAUCUAGACAUUGGUGAAGAUCUAUUGAAGAUAUCACAGCGUCGGAAUAUUGAAGAAAUUGAUGAGGAUGUUCGCAGUAGAGGGAGCAAUGAACCUCCACUUAACAACUCGGAGGCUGAUUCGAGUUUGGAGUCAGAUUACCGAUCUCGGACAAUUCGAUGUGAUGCUAGGCACUCAAGUUGGGGAAGGAGAAGUGGGAGCUGGGAAAUGUCACCAGAGGUCCUUGCCAGUUCAAAUGUCACAGAAAGCAGAAGCUAUGUUGCUUCUAAGGAGGUGCGCCAAUGACUUGCGGUUUUGUUUUUCUGAUGUUUGCAUGCCAUCAAUAGGGAUGAUGUGGGAUUUGCUUGGAUAUUGUAAGAGGAGGGAGAGGAAACUCAUUGGUCAGAGUUUGUGGAUCAAAUGGAAUUUGAAUUGAUAGGAAAAUCUGGGUGCAAAAUCUGAGUCAACCACUGUGUUAAUCCUCUGGCUUUUUUUUUUUUUCCCUUUCUUGGGAAUGCAUAGAAAUGAGUUUUUAUUUGUUCGAUAGUUUUUUCCCCCUACGGUUUAAUAUGUGGAUGGUAUCUACACUGCUGGCUAUAUUCUUUGUGUAAAUAACCAGUUGUGAAAAUACUAAAAAUGUCCCUACAUACUGAGUUUUAGGCUCUGUACAAACUUGGUACUAUGUGAAAAUGGUUUCAUUCAAGCUGUUGAUAUGAAGUGGUAUUUUUAGAA
Prosopis cineraria is the source of this 2143-nucleotide messenger RNA. RefSeq names its product protein S-acyltransferase 8-like. Gene Ontology annotation, biological process: protein targeting to membrane; peptidyl-L-cysteine S-palmitoylation. The transcript is spliced from 5 exons. Gene Ontology annotation, molecular function: protein-cysteine S-palmitoyltransferase activity. Lineage: Eukaryota; Viridiplantae; Streptophyta; Magnoliopsida; Fabales; Fabaceae. Bases 443 to 1717 code for a protein of 424 amino acids. The record is from RefSeq and is a predicted model, not a curated record. Gene Ontology annotation, cellular component: endoplasmic reticulum; Golgi apparatus.